Messenger RNA from Didymodactylos carnosus, 1164 nucleotides. The record is from the annotation of a GenBank genome assembly. NCBI's taxonomy places the organism in Eukaryota, Metazoa, Rotifera, Eurotatoria, Philodinida, Philodinidae.
AUGCAAGAUAUACUCAAGUGUACAGAUGAACAUUUGGCUGUGUGGCGAGAGACUUAUGGUAGACAAGAUAAGACCAACGAAAUUGAUCGUGAAAUAUUUAAGGAAUAUAGCAAUCUGAUGAUGGAUAUCAUAGGCAUAAUCGCGUUCGACCACAAUUUCAAUGCAGUUGGAAAAAUUGACAUACAAAACGAGGUGCCGAACCACCAAGAAAUGACAUUAGGCGAAGCAACGUCAUUUCUAAUGCAGACGCUUGCAGACACAGUCCUUUUACCCUUGCCAACAUUUCUUAAACGCUUCUAUUUGACUUGUUUUUGUCCGAAGUAUCGACGAUCUCUCUCGAUCCUUCAUGACUACGUCUAUCGUAUUAUCGAAGAGCACAAGGGAAAGUAUCAGAAAGCUGGUAACGAGGAUGAAUCAAAACCAGCAGUGAGACAGAAUCUUCUCACGCUCCUCACUUCCAGCUUGCAGGAAGAUGAACUAAUGGAAGCAAAGAAAGCGCCAAAUGAACGUGAAGGAAUAUCAAGACAAGAACUUUUAGACAAUAUCACAAUGUUAAUAUUUGCCGGCUAUGAAACCACCGCAACAGUCCUCUCAUGGUUUACUUAUUUCGUUUCGAAGCGUGCUGAAGUACAGAAAAAAAUGAAGCAGGAAAUUCGAGAGUAUUGUAGCGCAGAGUACGAAGUAACAGUAGAAAAUUUACGGAAACUUGAAUAUGUCGAUUGUGUGCUGAAAGAAACUCUCCGUCUAGCGCCAACUGUCGUUGCCGUUAGUCGCGAACCUACUCUCAGUGGUGAAAAGACUGAAUUAGAUAGAGUGAUUCUCAGUAAAGGUCAAAAUCUAAUGGUUGCAAUUGCCUGCCUCCAUACUGAUGAACGAAACUGGAAAAUGAAUCCACUCGAAUUUCUACCUGAGCGAUUCUAUGGUCCUAAUGCACCCGAUGCAGAACAUCACCCAUUUGCUUUUUUACCAUUUGGUGGCGGAAGGCAUCAGUGUGCCGGACAAGAUUUGGCGCGUUUUGAAUUGAAAUUGAUCAUUGUACGAUUGAUGCAACAUGUGAUAUUUGAAGAUGCACCAGGAAACACCGGUGGACACGUUCAACGAGUAACUGUCAUACCAAAAAAUAUGGCUAUUCGAGUUAGAUUUGACGACAAGAAAGUAGAGUAG